Molecule: messenger RNA, 2100 nt
Organism: Vitrella brassicaformis
Lineage: Eukaryota; Vitrellaceae
Source: the annotation of a GenBank genome assembly
GCGAUGGCCAACCUGGGGGACCUGCUAGGCAAGCUCCUCGCCCUGGUCGACCACCACGCCGCCGCCCCCUUCACCAGCCGCCUCCCUGGCAUGCUCGAGACGGCCUGCAGGGAUGGCCACCUCCUGACGCUGCUGCCCGUCGUGUGCGGCAUCCUGCGGCAGCUCUCGGCCAGUGGGGUGGAAGGUGAUGGCGAUGUGCAGACCGCUCUGAGCAUGCUCAAGGACAUCGGAGACCUGCCGAACAUCCGGCUGCAGCUGCAGUUCAACGUUGUCCGGCUCUUCAAGGAGCUCCAGCUCGACAUCGACAGCCUGCAGACCACAGGGCGGGUCAGCACCACGGCCAUGGCGGCGUCAGAAGUAAGGCACCACCACCCGCCCACAUGACGUGCCUCAUGGGUGUGUCGUGUCCCUUGUGUGUGUUUCGUGUGUGUGUCGUGUGUCCUAUCUAUUUGUGUGUGUCAGGUCCAAGAGCAAUCUUGAAGGCCGCGGCUGAGCUGAGGAGGGCAAGUGAAGACCCACACCACAGCACACUCACUACACCCACCGCUAUGCCGCCACCACGUGUGUGCUGCCUGCGUGCCUGUGAUCGGAGGGGAGGAGGGGUCACAACACAAUGAGCUGCUGCUGCUGCUGCUGAUCUGCCUACCAUCACCAUAUACCAUAUCAUCACACCACUACACUGACUGCACCCACUACUAUCUGACGAUGAGCGGGCGAGCGACAGAGAGCGAGGGGGUGCGGUGCAAUGGACUGGCUGACCGUCGGCGACAUGUCACGGGUGGUCUGCUGCGACUGACCAUCCCACCACAACACACACAACACACAACCUUUUGGUGCCACUGGGCGCCACCACGUGACUUGACUAUCGUGGCCCACAGCCAGAGAGGUAGAGAGACAGACAGGUCAUCGAUGGGUGUGUUUAUGGGGGGUUGUGUGUGUGGAUGGGUCGGUUGGCUGGGCUGCAAUUCACUCAUUACCUUUUUGUCGAUGGAUGCUUGCCGCCUAGGAUCUCCGAGUCGUGACAGCCACCGACACGGCCGUGGCUUCGAGGCGACAGAUUGCAUUGGCGAGGGUGGGUGUGGCGUUCAGUGUUUUGAUGGGUGGCAGAGUUGGCUGGUCCUUUUUUGUGGGUGUGUGGUUCUGUACAGAAGGUUCUGUAGACGUCAUGGAAUCUAGGGGCAUCUAGUGAGCGAUAGAUCCCAAGGUGCGAGCUGAAGGACGAGCUUACAGGAGGGAGCCGAAAGGCGAAGAAGAGGAGACGGCAGCAGCAGUAGUAGCAGCAGCAGCACCAGCAGCAGCAGCAACAGCGACGACCAUUGGCGCCUCUGGCAGCAAGAACCAGGAGCUGACGGCCGAGAGCCACCCGCACCGCCUCCUCCAGGACUUCUACGACGAGUGCAUCAGCAGGAAGGCCUCCGCCCCGGCCUUCUGCUGCCCUUUCAGCUGCUGUGGCAGCCCCGCGCUCGUUGAGAAGGCGCCGCUCGACAAUUUCAAGACCUUCCUAUUCGCCCUCAGCAACGCCCCGGGCUGCGCCACCUGCAAGGUACGUUCGUGUGCGCAGAGCAAAGAGCAGCAACUUGAAGGGAAUGAACUCGCCGUCUGGCAUCAUGUCUGUCUGUCUGUCUGUCAUGUGUUGGUUUGCUGUGUGUGCGUGUCGUGUUGCCUGGCUGCAGGGCAGGGAGGCUGCUCAUCUGGUGACGGAGGACAACAUCAGCCACCUGGCCUUCAUGGUGGUCGAGAGGGCGGCGACGGCCGAGAGGGACGAGGACCGCAGCACCCUCGCCACAUUCAUCGCCGCCAUCGACACCCUCCAGCCCGUCCCAUUCGCCACCCUCAAGAGCAGCCGCGUGGUGAUGGCCGCCAUCGACCACCUGUCCGCCUACGCCACCAGCAGCCCCACCGCCGAGGACUUGGCCUACAGGAAGGCCAUGGCCAACCUGGGGGACCUGCUAGGCAAGCUCCUCGCCCUGGUCGACCACCACGCCGCCGCCCCCUUCACCAGCCGCCUCCCUGGCAUGCUCGAGAGGGCCUGCAGGGACGGCCACCUCCUGACGCUGCUGCCCGUCGUGUGCGGCAUCCUGCGGCAGCUCUCGGCCAGUG